Psilocybe cubensis is the source of this 1923-nucleotide messenger RNA. RefSeq lists its product as uncharacterized. The coding region runs from base 1 to 1923 and encodes 640 amino acids. Lineage: Eukaryota; Fungi; Basidiomycota; Agaricomycetes; Agaricales; Agrocybaceae. The transcript has 3 exons. The record is from RefSeq and is a predicted model, not a curated record.
AUGGCCGCUAUUUAUCUACACAACGCACUCAACACCCGGGAUUCAUCGGACAUACAAGGGGAGUUACCCGAACAUUCUAGACACCAUUCCACCGUAUCUACAACUACUUUGCAUACCAACACUACCAGUGCACAUUCGCAACCGAACGAGCCACUUCUUCAUCCAAGCUCGCCUCAACGCACUGUGUCAGUUUAUCAACGUUCGUUUCACGAAACAAGACUUCCACAUGAAACUGUGCCACAGUUACGAUGGACAGAUCCUCCUGCACCUUUUGAGGGAUCCAGCAGCCCUGGCGAGAAAUCCAGAACAUCGCUUCAAGGUACUCGAAAGCCCUGGAGACGGAGAAAGAGAAUACGGUUCUCACUUCAAGUCGUCAUAGCUAUUUGGUCCGCCUACAACGUCGCUCGCUAUUUCAUCGCGUCUCGUUUGUAUGGAAGCGAUACACUCGCUGGCCGUUCAAUUUGUCUGGCAUUGGGAAUCAGUGCAGGCAUCACUUUUGCCAUUACCUUCUUAACACUGGUUCUUUCUGGGAUAAAGCAGCAUCUUCAAGUUCACAGCCCUGCUCUAAGGCGCAUACUUCAAUUUUUCUUCCUGUUGCAGCACUUAGCAUCGUUUACACUCCUUGCGCCUGCUGCUGUAGCGUUUGCUUUGACGUUUAUCUGGAAGAAUUCACCGAAUCACCGAUACAACGUGCACAGUCGAUGCCACUUGUCUGUUGACAUUGUUUGGUCGGUGACCACCAAUCCUUGUCAUGACGGUGCCUCCUCAUGGGCUAUUUGGCUCCUAUUAUCAUGUAUUCGCCUCGCCAUUACGUUCUUUAUUAUCGCCAUAUACCAUACACUCACACUCCUUCAUCCUGACUUUCCUCGACGCCCUCCACUCCAUCACCGCCUUCGGUCAGGAUCAGAGACACUGACGCCAAUAUCUUCGUCGAUAAUAGUACCACAUCAGGAUCGACAACAGGAUUUGCGAGUUUAUCAUCAACCAUCAGAUGUAUCUUUAGGUGGCGCAACGCUGAAGGAAGCGACGGGCCGUAGCAUACGACCAGCGCGGUCCCACUCCUCAGAUUUCUCUGGUGAAACCGCUCACGGUGACGCCCAAGGAUACGGCCGCACGCCGUCGGGCUCUGUCGAGUCAGAGGGCAAAUACGAUCAAUGCGGCUAUGGAGAACGCUUCCGGUCGCUUCUAUCCCAGAUCAGUCAGGAAACAGACGCUGCGGUGGAAUACGCCCGACACGAGUCUCCUGAGAACAUUUCCGAAUCCGCGCACCUCCCUCCUUCUUAUUCCCCAGGCAACGACGACGAUGACGACAACAAUGACGACGUAUACAUUCACGAACACACACAAGGCCGACACAACAGCAAUAUUUUCAAUCUCCCUCCCGUUGCGCCGACGCUUGGCUAUAACGAAUUCGGGCUGCCGUAUCCUCCUGACCAGGAUGUGCGUAUGCUCAAUGGAUAUAUACGGCGUAUGCCCACAAUCGAAUCGAUGGGGUCGGGGGAAAUCGCGUCGAGCAUAGGAGCAUCAAGCGUCCGCCAAGGUGGAAGCAUGUAUACGUCCAGUAGACCACCCACCCGCAACACGCUUCUCUCUUUUGCCAGCACCGACUAUGACAUGAUGCCCGCCAACGGAAGUAACCCACCCAGUAGAGCAAACAGCCUGUCCGCUCGUGCUGAGCUGCUCUUGGGUGGCGCCACCGAACAUGGAGAGCUCAUGGUGGGUAGGUCAGACCCGAGCGCGAUGCGGAGGAUGUCCACCCCCAACAGUAUACCAGAUCGGCCACCCAGUAGUCCCAUUACUGAUACAUUUUCGACUGGCACGGCAGGUAGUCGUGGGACAAAUGCGUCCUAUCAUACCGCAACCACUGGAAGUUCAGGCGACUCUCUGCGACCUCCGUAUAGUCAUCAUGAUGCCCUAUCAUAG